Messenger RNA from Prorocentrum cordatum, 3760 nucleotides. The record is from the annotation of a GenBank genome assembly. Lineage: Eukaryota; Dinophyceae; Prorocentrales; Prorocentraceae.
CUUCCCCCCAGGGCGCGCAGCGGACAUUGUCCUUGCUAGGGCCACGGCUGGCUCUGCCCUUGACUGUACUAAUCCAGAGCACAGGGCGGGGAACAUAUUCCGACGGCGAGAUACGUGCUAGAUGGGCGCAAGACACCCGAAUCUCACCCUUCGGCCAGUCCCUGGACCUGUCUGAGAUGCACGAGCCGUAGCCGGUCAGAAGUCCGUGCCACUUGUAUCCGCGCACCUCUCUGCAUAUUCCCCUUUGGCAAGCUCGCCGCCUGCUCCUGCCCACCAUCCGUAGGCGUUUGGUCGCCAGACUGUCGACGCCUGGCUCCUCUGUCGUCAACCGCUCCCAUAGCCAUGUUCGAUUUUGACGACCUGCCCGACGAUAUAGACGCUGCUCUCGCGGCGCGGGCUGGCGCCUCAGAACAGGCGGUGGCAGAUGCCUCGUGCGAGCUGGCCGCAGAGGGCGGCGGUGCGCAGGCGGCAGCUGCGGAGGGCGGCAGUGUCCGAGGCGUGCCGGGGCCUUGGCUCUACACGCCGUGCGACGACGUAGAGGUCAGAGCCAGGGAUGGGCCCGAGCUGGGCGCGCCGAAGACGGGCCGGGUAUUGAGGCCCGGCGACGUCUUCGAGGUCUGCUCAGCGCGGCACGGGGACGACGGGGACCUGUUCCUCGAGCUGGCCGAUGGGGGUGGGUGGCUCUGGCGGACGGAGUCUGUAGCACCGGCACCGACAACGGCCUCGCCGGCGGAUCCUGAGGCUGCGGCGGCGGUCACAGCGGUGGCCGCUGCAGCGGCCACGCCGGAGGAAGCCCUGGCUGGGGGCGAGCCAGCCACAGAGGGCGGCGGUGCGCAGGCGGCAGCUGUGGAGGGCAGCAGUGUCACGGGCGUGCCCGGGCCUUGGCGCUACCAGCCGUUCGACGAGGUGGAGAUUCGGGCAAAGGACAGGCCCGAGCUGGGCGCGCCGAAGACAGACCGGGUGCUGAGGCCCGGCGACGUCUUCGAGGUCUGCUCAGCGCGGCACGGGCCCGACGGGGACCUGUUCCUCGAGCUGGCGGACGGGGGCGGGUGGCUCUGGCGGACGGACUCUCUGGCCCCGGCGGCGGCGGAGGCACCGAAACCGACAGCCGCAGCGCCGGCCACGGCUGAGGCUCCGACAGCGGCCGCGCCAGCCAAAUCCGCGGCCGCAGAGGCCUGCCCUCCGGUUGACGACGGCCUGGGAGCGGACGAGGCGGCUGCGGCCGCGGCGGGAGCACCGACAGCUGCGGCUGAGGACGACCGCGCCGGCAAGCAGGCCGUGAACGCCCCGCUCGGCAGCCUGAACUUCGACGAUGACGACGAGGACGAAGAAGAGGCGGCUCCGCCUGAGGCCGCUUCGCCGGAAGAGGCGGCCGCUCCGCCUGCCUCGCCUGGCUCGCCGGGCGCCGCGGCACAGGCGGCGCCGCCAGCGGGCACCCUCGCCGUCGGCUGCCAGGUCGACGUCCAGGGCCUGAAGAGCAGGCCAGAUCUCAACGGCAGGAGGGCGAGGGUGCUCCUCUUCGACGAGGCCGCUGGGCGGUGGGAGGUGCGCCUGGAGGGGCCGGGCGACGACCGGCUGCGCUGCAAGCCGGAGAACCUGAGCGUGGUCGUCGUGAGGCAGAGCGCAAAGAAGCUGCUCGGCGACGAGGCGUUCAAGAACGGCCAGCACGACAGGGCCAUCGCCCUGUAUGGCCAGGCGCUUCGGGAGGACGCGCAGGGAGACGUGGAGCUCAGCGCCACCAUCCACUCCAACAUGUCUGCCGCGUAUGCCAAGAAGGGGGACCACAACAGCUCGCUCAGGGAGGCGGAGUCUGCAGUGGGCCUCAGGCCCACGUGGGCGAAGGGCUACUCGCGGAAGGGCCUCAGCCUGCUCAGUCUGUGCCGUGACUUGGAGGCUCAGGAGACUUACAUCAAGGCUGUGACCUUGGACCCCACGACCGAGGGCUACCUUGCCGGAUUGCGGCAGGCGACCGAGCGGCUCGCGACGAAGAAGGACGCCGGCUCGCGACGAGCGGAGGCUGAGCAGAGGAAGGCCAGCGGCAACGCAGCCCUGAAGUCGGGCGACCUCAGUCUUGCCGUGGCCUACUACACGAUGGCCCUUGCGCUGCUCGCCCCUGUUGCUCAGGCGGGGAACCAAGGCCUGCAGCAGUCUCUGGCGGUCUAUUCCUCGAACCGGUCUGCAGCCUUCGCGAAGCUGCAGCAGUGGGAGUGGGCUCUGGCCGACGGCGAAGAGGCAAAAAAGGCUUCGCCUGCGUGGUUCAAGGCUUACCUCAGAAUCGGCAGCGCACAGCUCGGGAGCGGCCAUGCGGAGCAUGCCUACAGGACAUACUUGUACGCUAGGGAUCUGCAGGGGGGCUACCAAGAAGCCAUCGCCGAGUGCAACAGGACCUUGUGGCUCAUCCCUCGACUGGAGUCGCCUCUCGCCAAGAGGCGGAUGUGCAGAUUCUCGGAGAGCGCCAGCAAACCGCCCGGCUCGUGCCGCAUUUUUGCCAUUUCCGACGUGCACAUCGAUCACGGCAGUACGGUGAUGAAGUGGGCUGAGGGUAUCUCCGAGACCGAAUUUCGGAACGACAUUUUAAUCGUCGCUGGGGAUCUUGGUGAUACUUUCAAUGCUGUCAAGAUUGGGCUCAAGAUUUUCAAACGCAAAUUCAAGAGGGUUUUCUACGUGCCAGGGAAUCACGACAUGUGGAUCCGCCCUAACACUCAAGACGCAACCAAAAUGAAGUUCCAAGACUCCAUCUGCAAGCUUCUUGCAAUGCUAGACAUGUGCCAGCAGAUCGGGGCCGAAAUGAUGCCAGCCGAGGUCAUGCAGAACGUGUACGUGGUGCCGCUCCUGUCGUGGUGGGCGAACACGUUUCUUGGCCAUGAGGCCCCAGACGACGGACGGGUGUAUGACACGUUCUGCAAGUGGCCGAUGGGCGACAAGGUAGCCCACAAGUGGUUCCUCCAGUGGAACGACGUCUUCCUCAGGAGGAUCCAGGCCGUCCAGAAGCAGCGCGGCCAGAAGGGCGAGGUGGUGACCUUCAGCCACUUCCUACCGACCUCGGACCUGCCGUGCGGCGGGGCGCCUGUGAUGGCGAGCGGCUGCCUGGAGCUUGAAGGCCAGAUCCACAGCGUUGGGGCCCAGCUCCACAUCUGGGGCCACACACACCUCAGCAUGGGCGAGACCAUCCGAGGAGUGCGCUACCAGCAGCAGAGCUUGAUGGGUGCCGAAUACGGGCACUCUCCGCAGGCCAAGUUCCUGAAGGUCUACGACGGCGGUCUUCUGACUGCCCCUCGGAGUCACAACGUGUACUGAGUUCUCACCGCGUAUCCGUUUUUGUUUGUUUGUGGGAUGUGCACGCGCUGCCCCAGCUGGCGGCGCCUCUUGGCCAUCCAUUAUGUUUCCCGUCCUGUCAGCUCCAGCGCUCCAGUUUUCCCUGUUUACCGAUUCUCUCUGACUUACCUCAUUUCCACGGGCGAUUUCCACGCGCUUUUUGGCAACGCACACUUCUUUGAACAAGGAAGAUGUACUGUGCGUCCGUACUCAUAAUAGAAUUGUGGCAGUACGCACACCUCGUACAAGGCGGGAUACAGGUCCAUGGCGCCGUCAAAAUAUCAUCUAAGGCGCCCGAGGCGACGCCGCGCCUCCUUUUUGAAUCGCCUGUGAACUGUCGAGCUCACUCGCGGCUACGCCAGUGGACAGUCUGUUUCCCCAGACUUCGGGGAAUCCACAGGGAGAUUGCCACGGCGCACGCGAUACUCACAGUGCUAGAGACGCA